UUUAUGGUUCACGUUGCAGAAAACCACAUAUUUUGAUACUUGGCACUUAAGUACAUAUAUUUUGGUAGUUUAGUUUCACAAAACCACACUAUCGAUGAAUGGAUUCACUUGUGAUAUGACGACGUGGUUGUUUCAUCUAGUAUGAGGACGUGGCAUCAUAUUAAUUUCGUGCGAUGGCUGGUAAUAGGAUGCCAUGUCCUCGUCCUAGGUGAAACAGCCACAUCAUCUCGCGGGUGAAUCUAUACAUCGAUAAUGUAGUUUUGUGAAACUACACGACCAAAAUAUAUGUACUCAAGUGCCAAGUGUCAAAGUGCGUGUGGUUUUCUGCAACUUGUACCACAAAAUAUGUAGUUUUGUGAAAUUUACUCUUUUAUUUAAGACAUAAAAGGUUCCUUUGCUCCUUUGCUCUGCUCUCUAGUUUGUGACCAAGCAAGACAAAAAGGAUGGCCCAUCCACCAGCAGCCCUCACGCUGCUCACUUGCUAUCUCAGAGAGGACCUCCAACUUUUGUCCAGGUCAAAUCAAGUUGCUAUUGUCACCGUCGAUGGUAGACCAGGCCCUGGUGCUUAUGGUAUAACAGCUGUUGUUGCUGGGGCUAUCGGCUAUUUAUACAUAAGGUGGAAGGUAAAAGGUUGGAAACUUUCUGAUUUGAUGUUUGUGACGAAGCGUGGCUUAUCUGAUGCCUGCGAUGUGGUUGGCAAACAGUUGGAACAUGUUUCAGAGAAUGUUAAUGCUGCAAAGAGGCAUCUGGCAGGAAGAAUAGAUCAUGUAGAUUGUACUUUAGAUGAAUGCCAGGAAAUUACAGAAUCCACAAGAAAAGAGGUUACAGUCAUCCAUGAAGAUAUAAGUGCCUUCCAGGAGGAAAUGCAAUCAGUUCAUCUUGUGGUUCGUACUCUGGAGACAAAGCUUGGACGUCUUUCAUAUACCCAAGAUCGUACAGCACGAGGAAUUUAUGACUUAUGCGAGUUCACUAAAAGGCUGGAUAAGAGCCCCAAAACUGAUACUCGUCAGGUCUUAUCAUCAACUCCUCUUCCAGCUAUUGAAUUGCCAGAGAGAAUUACAAGGGCUGCUUCUUUGCCUCCAAGUUCAGAACCGGAGUUUUCUGGCCCUCGAUCACCUGUAACAGAGGCAUCUAAGGUUGUGCAUUCUCCUACAACUAUGUCGGCAUCAGGACUGAGUAUGCUAGUUGAAACAUCAAUGCCACCUAAAAGGGGUGUUUUGAGCCGAGCAAGUUCUAUGAAAGAAGGAUCCCAGGAGCUAUCAAAUGGGUCAUCAAGUUCAGGGGAACCAACCACUGGGAGGAAUGUUCCAAAUUCAAGACUGUUUGGAGGGUUUGGUUUUUUGAAGAGUUCUGCCAGUUGAGAUACAUGGCAUUGUCAUGGUUUUACCCAAAGGAGUUGGAUUGACCUUUACGUGUAUAUGUAUUGCUAGCUACUAGGUGCCAGUAGAAAAAUAUGCAGUUGCCCCAUGGCAUCACUUUCACCUAUUGGAAGUGCCAAUUUUUUGUAGAAAUUAAUUAAUCUAUAUACCAAAUACAAAUGCAUUGCAGAGAUAUACUGUUUGUCGGUUGUGGUUGUAAAAAAAAACUCGUAGGGGCAGAAAGAGACACCUGAUUGCGUCUUGUUGCAGCAAGUUUGUUUGGGGAGGAUGUACUGGAAUAAGGGUAUAGUAGUAGUAGGAAUUAUUAUGGCACAUUUGCAUGCUUUGGCAUAUGGCACUCUGAGUUUUAUUGA
Molecule: messenger RNA, 1732 nt
Organism: Oryza sativa Japonica Group (Japanese rice)
Lineage: Eukaryota; Viridiplantae; Streptophyta; Magnoliopsida; Poales; Poaceae
Source: RefSeq, a predicted model, not a curated record